This is a messenger RNA of Onthophagus taurus, 4291 nucleotides long. Its product is annotated as zinc finger protein OZF. The record is from RefSeq and is a predicted model, not a curated record. Gene Ontology annotation, molecular function: zinc ion binding; RNA polymerase II cis-regulatory region sequence-specific DNA binding; DNA-binding transcription repressor activity, RNA polymerase II-specific. NCBI's taxonomy places the organism in Eukaryota, Metazoa, Arthropoda, Insecta, Coleoptera, Scarabaeidae. Gene Ontology annotation, biological process: regulation of immune system process; negative regulation of transcription by RNA polymerase II; regulation of cytokine production. Gene Ontology annotation, cellular component: nucleoplasm; nucleus.
CGUAGGGCCAUUUCCGGCUACUCGGUUGUUGGCGUCCGCGUUGGAUGGUGAAUUUGUGUUAUCGUUCCAUGUAUUUAAUAAGAAAUGAUGGGCACCAUGAGUAGUAUUAAAGAAAUUAUGCAGUUUUGUCGAUUAUGUUUGGUUAAGGACCAAGUUAACGUUUCGAUUUUUGAAGAACACGGUGAUACGAGAGAUGUAAAACGAAAAAUUUCGGAGUGUUUGCCGGUUACGGUUUCCGAAGAGGAUAGUUUACCAAAAAAAAUAUGUGAUGGAUGUUUGUACAAAUUAGAACUAUUAUAUCAGUUUAGAACAACGUGCGUGAGUGCUGAAAAACAAUUGCAAGUGUGGAUUGCGGAGUUAAAUAAUAGUGAAUCUAAAGAAGAUCAGGACUUAAAACUGCAGCAUUCUCAAACUAGUGUUAAAGAAGAAAUAUUUGAUGCUACGGAUCAUCCAGAUAAUUCUGAAUAUGUAAUAGAAGAACAACAUAUAUCUUAUGAAGAAGGUGACAUUCCUUAUAAUGAAUCUCAGGAUGAUAAUGAUGAUGGAGAUGCCACAAAUUCAUCUGAUGAUGAACCAUUAGCCAAACGACGGAAAAGGUUUUUGGAGGAACAAGUGCAAACUGAUGACACUUUAAAAACUGCCGAUAACAAGAUGGCAAUCACAAAGUUAGAGCAUGAAAGUGAUGAUGAAAACGUAGAUGAUCCCGAACCUAACUUUGUUAGUGUUGGUACUAGCGAUGAUCAACAGCCAGGACCGUCAGGAUUAAACAAAAUGUCCGCUACAACCACCAACGCCGAGAUGCCGUGUGACUUACAUUCUACAAAUAUAUCAAUAGAAGACCAGGCCGAAUAUGCUAAACCAAAUAAAAGAAAAAUGAAGAAACCAAUAAAGGUGUCAGAACAUAAUGAAAAUAUGAAGAUUGUGUAUGGUGAUAACGAAACAUUAGAUAAAAAGCAGUUAAUAAAAUGUGACGAUUUACUAUUUAAAUGUAAAUUGUGUAAAACAGAGAAAAUAUUUUCAAAAAAAGAGGUGAUACAACAUUAUGGAUUGCAUCAUAAAGAUGUUCGAGUGCCAAGAAGUAUAAGAUUAGCAAGAAUGUUUAGUUGCGAAAUAUGUUCAAAAAAGUUUAAAUUAUCCCACAGUUUACAAGUGCACAUGACGACUCAUAACAACACGUUUCUUUGUGUUGAUUGUCAUUUAACAUUUAAGAAGGACAUUGAUUAUGUGUUGCAUUGUCGAAAACAUUGUCCGGACAAUAAAUUUAAAUGCGUUUACUGUGAUUAUGAAACAUCUGAUGUGAAUGAUAUAUCGCAACAUUUACACAGUUUCCACGACAAGUUUAGAUACACUUGUAAAAUAUGCAAUAAAGGUUUUGAUGUUUUAACGUGGUUUGAGGAACACGAUAAUUUGCAUACGGGUAAAAAACCGUUUACAUGUGAAUUUUGUGGCAAAUCAUUCAUUUAUUCAAGAUAUUUGGCAGCGCACAAAACCAGUAUGCACAAAUUAGAAAUUACUGGUGAGGCUAGCACCUACGAAUGUCCUCUGUGUAAUAAACAAUACCAACACAAAAACAGUUUAAAAGUACACAUGAAUUCCCAUACUGGAAACGUAGCGAUAUGCGAUAUAUGUGGAAAACAAUUAUCAAGUACAGAAAAAUUAAAGUUUCAUAUGAGAACACACACCGGUUAUAAACCGUUUAAGUGUAAAUUUUGCGAGAAAUGUUUUACAAAAAAACCUAUAUUAAUAGAACAUGAACGAAUUCACACUGGUGAAAAACCGUAUAAUUGUAGUUAUUGUCAUAAAUCGUUUUCGCAACGAUCGAGUUUGGUGAUUCAUAUUCGAACUCAUACAGGUGAACGACCGUAUGUAUGUCAUAUAUGUAAUAAAGGUUUUGUUGCUAGAUCGCUGCUAAAUAUUCACUUUAAAAAUUGUAAAGGCUAUUAAAGUAUGUUCAAACCAAAUGAGAUUUGUUGCUAAAUCAUUAUCUUGAUUUUGAACAAUUAAUACAAAAUUUGAUAAUUUAAUAUUUAAUAGAAUACUUGCUAUAAGAGUUGUUCGCUGACUUAGCAUGUUAUAAUACCAGGACACUGUAAUAUAAAACUAGUUACUUUUACAUAUUUUGUUCGUUAGUAUUUUAUUGGAAACGCUUAAUCAUUAAUAUGGUUCAUUAUUGGUGGUUAAUAUGGGCGUUGUGAUAUAGAUGGUCAAAAUCUAUCGAAAGAGUUGCGAGAUAUCAAUAUUAAGUGUUACCUAGUUGUAUCAUCUGUUAAUAACUUAAUUAAACUUCGCAACUACCAGAACUUUAUACAACUGCUAAUAUCAACCUCAAAGACUGAUUUAACGAUAUCUAGUAUCUAUAAAUGUUUGUUUCAUUUUAAUUGAGGAAAUAUGUAAUGUUCAAUUAUAAAUUAAAUCUCAACAAAUCAAAUAACCGCAUUGUAAUUCAACCAUAAGGAAAUUUGUGAAAUGAACAAUUUAUAAAGCUUAAAAUUGAUUUGGCAGUUCAUAACAGUUCUAAAACAUAAGUGCUUUUUGCAUUUAUAGCAACUGAAUAUUGUGUAUCUUUGAUUUUUUGUUGUUUCUUUGAUAUUGUUCAGUUUCUACCAGAGAUUGUAUGCUUUUCUAUUUUGAGGAAUAUUGAUUUAGGUUUUAAUUUCUUAACGAUUUCUUACGUUCUCAUCUAGUAAUUGAUGCUUAAGCUAGAUAUAAUUGCCUUAGAGUUUUAUUAUUAUUAUUACUUUCGUAUAGAUAUGAGACUUAGCUCUAUUAUUUUUGCUUCACAUUUUUGCCUUUAUUUACAUAUUUGGUAGAUUUUCCUUCCACCUUUUUCUAGGUCUAUCUUCCAAUGUUCCCUCUACCUGUUGGUGAUUUGGUAAUCAUUAUUCUGACAAUUCGUUGCUCUGUUAUGCGAUCGAUGUGCUUAUUCCAUUUAUACUUUCUGUUUAGUACCCAGUCACUGAUAUUAUCUAUCCUGUAUGUGCUCAGUUCUUUCUCUGCCCAUCAGACAUUUUUCCAGCUAUUCUACGCACUAAUAUCAUUUCCGUAGUUUCUGGUAUUCUUUCAGUUUUGGAUGUCUCGGGUCGGAUUGCUGCUGCAUAAGUUAGUAUAGAUUUAAUUGGAGUCUUAUAAAUUCGGGCUUUAGUUCAAAUCUCAACAUCCCCGUAUCCAGAUAUUUCGAUACCCAGGUAUUUAAAUUUUAUUUUCUGGUGUAUGAUUUUAUCAUUGACCACAAACUUGCAUUUGAUCGGUAUCUUGGAGGUAGUUAUAGAUUUUGUUUUUGUCACUGAUAUUGUUAAGCUACAAUCGAUAUGAUAUUAGAUUGCAGUGCCUAGGCUGAAUUAAGCAAGUACUGCUAUGUCGUUCAAAUGUCGCCGAGGCGCUAAAAUAUGUAUAUUAAUUUUGAACGUAUAGUUCGCAGUUCAUCUGGGAUUCUAUAUCAGGAGAUUUUUUAAAAUUUUUAAAUGCUUUACCUGCUUUGCUUCUAACUUUUGAGGGAAGGAAUAAGACACCUUCUCAUGCUAUCUUUUUUUCCAGCAUUUUUCAAGCUUUAAAGCUCCGUUUUUCUUUCAGUAUAUUCAUCGCAUGGUUAACGUAGUGAAUGUGAUCAAUGUUUUAAGAACCAUUUUUUUGAGAAAUGAUUCUUGAAAAUAUUAUAACAACUGCAUCUACAAUUGCAAUCAGUAAAAUUUUCUUUUUCUACACGGUUGCAAUGUUUUCAACAUUUUUUAUGGUCUCAAACAGAAGAUGAUUGAAAUUAUCUAAUAUCUUUUUUUGGUUAGUAUUUCUCUGUGAAAAAAGCAGUACGUGAGAGAGCACGCGAUGUGUAAUUUUGUUAUGUAAACAAUACCUGGAGUGUGUUGAACACAUGUAUUAAAAAUGUUUAAGAUUUGCUGUUCAAAACCAAGAUAGUGGUGCAUAUAUUGAGAUUUGUUGUAAGCACUUCCUGCACCGCGAAAACAGUUAUAAAUCACAAAUCGCUUUAUUAAACUAACCCAAAGAGAUAUCUACUUGUACCUACCCAUGUGGUUUGUGUUUUAUAACACUACGUGCGCAGAUCAGAUCGAUUGGUAUGAACAUAUUAAUUAAUUUUAUUAAAAAGUAGCGAUAUAUUCUUUUUUAAUUCUAUUUACACGAACAUUUACUUUUUGUAAUAAAUAAUUUAUAAUGUAACUGUGCGCUAAUAUGGUUUAACAUCUUAGUAAACAGAUAUUAAAUUAACAAGAAGAAAAAAAUGAUCCAGAAACUUGUAUUGAAACUAGAUUAAUCUGAAAUAAAAUUAAUUGUUAUUGAA